AUGUUUGAUGUUUUCGGUUUUGUUGUUGAUCUGAUUUUUAGACUUGACCUAAUCGACGGAGAGGGGAACACGAUGGUAGCCACGUUCGAGCUACCUGGUCUAAAAAAGGAGGACGUCCACAUCGAGAUCGACGACCAGAAUAAGCUUAUCGUCACAGGGGAGAGUCGCCUAUCUGAAGAAACGGAUAGGGAUGGAUAUAUCUUCCGCGAGAGAAGAGUGGGGAGGUUUAAGAGGGUGUUGGACGUUCCACCGGGGACGGAGGUGGAUGAGAUCGGUGCGCACCUGUCAGAUGGCGUCCUGACAGUGACGUUCCCGAAGACGUCCCGCGCAGAACUGCCUCGACGAAAGCGCAUUACGAUCUCCAGUUGA
Molecule: messenger RNA, 369 nt
Organism: Cantharellus anzutake
Lineage: Eukaryota; Fungi; Basidiomycota; Agaricomycetes; Cantharellales; Hydnaceae
Product: HSP20-like chaperone
Exons: 2
Coding region: 1-369 (122 amino acids)
Biological process (GO): response to heat; protein complex oligomerization; protein folding
Source: RefSeq, a predicted model, not a curated record